Messenger RNA from Scatophagus argus, 1782 nucleotides. RefSeq names its product purine nucleoside phosphorylase 5b (gene pnp5b). Gene Ontology annotation, molecular function: purine-nucleoside phosphorylase activity. Gene Ontology annotation, biological process: nucleoside metabolic process. The transcript has 6 exons. Gene Ontology annotation, cellular component: cytoplasm. NCBI's taxonomy places the organism in Eukaryota, Metazoa, Chordata, Actinopteri, Scatophagidae. Bases 114 to 1001 code for a protein of 295 amino acids. The record is from RefSeq and is a predicted model, not a curated record.
GAAAGCUGCGCAGCGGCGGGGUGGAGGUAUAAACGUCGAACCGGUCCGUCCAUCGGGAAACCCGGAUAGAUUCAAGUUAACAGGGAACAACCUGCCGAGUCUGACUUCUCAUCAUGUUUUCCGUGUCCGCGAUGUCGUCUGGCGUCAGCUAUGAGGAGUGCCGGGCCACAGCCGAUUGGCUGCUGUCCAACACGCAGGUGCGGCCAAUUGUGGGAAUCGUGUGCGGUUCAGGUCUGGGGGGGCUGGCUGAGAUGCUCAAGGACCCGCAGGUCUUCAAAUACAGUGACAUUCCCAACUUCCCCCGGAGCACAGUGCAUGGUCAUGCUGGCCAGCUGGUGUUUGGAACACUAAAAGGGAAGCCGUGUGUUUGCAUGCAGGGCAGGUUCCACCUGUAUGAGGGCUACCCCGUCCAGAAGAUCACGCUGCCCAUGCGCGUCUUCAAGCUGAUGGGCGUGGAGACGAUGAUCCUGACCAACGCAGCCGGAGGCCUCAACCAGGACUACAAAGUGGGAGACGUCAUGAUCAUCAAGGACCACAUCAACAUGCCGGGGUUUGCUGGAAUCAACCCACUGGCUGGACCAAAUGAAGACAGGUUUGGCGUCCGCUUCCCCUGCAUGUCCGACGCCUACAACCGCGAGCUGCGGCAGCUGGCCCUGGAAGUGGGCUCGGAGUUGGGCUUCAGCGACUUCCUGCGGGAGGGCGUGUACUGCGUCCUGGGAGGUCCGUCCUUCGAGACCAUCGCUGAGUGUCGCAUGCUGCACAGGCUCGGUGCCGAUGCUGUGGGGAUGAGCACCGUCCACGAGGUAAUCGUCGCCCGCCACGCCGGGAUGCGUUGCUUCGCCCUGUCGCUGAUCAGCAACCAGGCGGUGAUGGACUACGACAGCCAGGAGAAGGCCAACCACGAGGAAGUCCUGGAGACGGGAAGGCUGAGGGCGGAGCAGAUGGAGAAGUUGGUGUCCACCAUUGUGGCUCGGCUGGAGCACAACAACAACGCCGACUGAUGACGAGGCUGACAGCCACUGGUCCUGGAUCAGCUGGCAUCUUGCUUUUAUUUCUGCAUCACAGCAAGAGGAUUUUUAAAACGCUUGUUAAAACGCUAACAAAAAAAAAAAAGUUUAAAACUUGUCAGUUUUCCACUUGAUAAACUAGUUUCUUAUCUAAAGGUUCUUAUCUGAUUUUUUUUUAGUUUUCCACUGUCUGUUACUUUAAGUCUUAAAAUCCUGGAAGCUGGUCCACUUAUUAAUACACUCCUCUGUGGCAGCGUUGGACAGAUAAACGAUGCUGCUGUACUUUUAGUGGACUACUUCAAAUCCCCGCUGGGAUGUACUGUAUUGUAUUCAGCCAAUGAGUGUUUCAGUGAAACAGCAUCGUAUUUUCUAACUUAAUAAAUUAAUAAAAUAUUAAUAUUUAUUGUUUCAGUACUUUUACAUUCCCUAAUAUCAGUUAACAGUCGACAUGGAUAAAGUGACCAACUCAUCAUGCAUGUCUUCAUGAUACGUACCAUACGGUGUAAAAGGUGUGUAAUAUUUAUACUGAAUGUAUUUGAGUAGUGUUUUUAUUUGCUUUGAUAGCAUGUUGAGUGUUUGAUUGACCGAGUUAAAGAAAGGGGGUUAUAAACUGCAUGGGACAGGUACCAAAAUAUGUAAAUUUAACCAAAAUCUCCUGUUUUUCAUCACUGUGUGAACAGACUGGGUUUCUGACUGUCUGUGCUUUUAGAAGUACUUUCCGGAAGCCUGUACAAACUGUGGAUGUACUUUUACAAUAAAGUGACUCAACUUGAAA